AUGUUGGAAAAGUUUGGAUCAAUCUCGUGGUGGACUUCGAAUGAGAAUGACAAUGUAUAUUCAUGUUAUCAGAGAAUGUUAGAGAUUGAAGAGAGGAAACAUAUGACACCACCGCCGGAAUCCGGCGAUAUACAACCCGCGGUUGCUUCGGGAAGUGGCGCGAAACGCCGAUUGUCUUUUGAUGAUCCUCCUGAUCAAAAGAGAAUGCGUAGGCUCUGA
Molecule: messenger RNA, 219 nt
Organism: Arabis nemorensis
Lineage: Eukaryota; Viridiplantae; Streptophyta; Magnoliopsida; Brassicales; Brassicaceae
Source: the annotation of a GenBank genome assembly